This is a messenger RNA of Scophthalmus maximus (turbot), 4001 nucleotides long. RefSeq names its product ETS variant transcription factor 1 (gene etv1). Gene Ontology annotation, biological process: regulation of transcription by RNA polymerase II; cell differentiation. Bases 1345 to 2388 code for a protein of 347 amino acids. Lineage: Eukaryota; Metazoa; Chordata; Actinopteri; Pleuronectiformes; Scophthalmidae. The record is from RefSeq and is a predicted model, not a curated record. Gene Ontology annotation, cellular component: nucleus. The transcript has 10 exons. Gene Ontology annotation, molecular function: sequence-specific DNA binding; DNA-binding transcription factor activity, RNA polymerase II-specific.
AGGCUGCAAAGCUGAAAUUCUAAUUGUUAAACAAGUUUCUCAAAUGUAGUGCUUUGAAAAAAAAUAGAAUUGAGUUGUAAUACAUUCCCUGGAAAAUUGUAGCAAAAAAUACUUAAGCUCUCACCCCUCACACAGGUGGAAAAGACUCUCAAUCUUUUAAAGGCUCCAUCUAUUCUUUAACACAUUUGAAGAAUCUCAGAGUGCCAGCAAGAGCUUUAAAAAAAUGAAAAUUAUGCUUGGAAACAGAUAUUGGAGUAGUUGAGACGACUCCGAGCAGCAGUCAGAUUAGGAGGUUUCGCGGCGCCCACCGCAGGGCGUGUAAAAGAAUAAGACACGAUUUUAAUAUUUCAGUAUCCAAAGUGAGAAAAGAGACGGCGGCGGCUUAUAAGAGGUAUUACUGUUAAGGAUUACAGUUCUGCCUGUCGUGGAUCAAUGUGAUGAUGUACGCUUCCAGAUUGUAGAUUUAAUGAAUGACUUCCUGUCCAUUAAGAUAUAAAGGAAUACCUUCCCAUUUAUGAGAUUUAUUAGUUCAGGUAAUUGGAACAAGAGGAGGAAUUAUGAGAGACAGACUGAAUUUUCGACUCCAAAGACCGAUAGGUUGAAGGAGUUUGCCAGCGCUUUGACCCCCCCAAACCACAGCUAUCACAGCUGUUCACUCAGGGGUUUUGGGACUCAGUGUAUUUUACAAGAAAGGCCCUUCUCUUCUUCUCAUUCUUUCAAGAUUCCUCACUUCAGUGCUUAAUGGUUUCUUUUGUUGAUGAACUGAUUUCUCUGCGAAAUUCUGGUGCUGAUGCUUUGAUGAUAAAUUUAAAACUCGCAGAGCUGCUGCAGGUUUAGGAAACGCCUCCAACAGUCUCAGGCCUCUCGUUUAAAGCCUUUACAACUCCUCUCUUUUCACCCUCAGCCCUUUUUCUCCCUUCUCUCCCUCUCCCCCCUUUUUUUUUUGUGAAUGGCGGCAGAUUUCCAGCUCUGCCGUUCUCCCCAGGAGUUUUUUUGCAGGGAUCAGCUGUCUCAUUCACAGACUGAGGCCGGUGACGCAUCCAUCCUGUGCUUCAGUUCGGACACAGACUUGGCUGCUUGGUUGUGGUUUUCACUACUAAAGGGAAAACGUAACAGAGGAGACUUUUAGAAGCCCAAGUUCCCGACAAUGACGAGCAGUUCGUUCCAGACUUCCAGACUGAAAACUUGGCUUUCCACGGACUGCAGCUGAAGAUCAAACGAGAGCUGCACAGCCCGUGUUCAGAGCUUAGCUCCAACUGUAGCCAAGAACGGCCCUUCAAACUCCAGUAUGGAGAGAAGUGCCCAUACAACGUCAGUGCCUAUGAGCAGAAGCAGCCUGCAGGAAUGAAGCCCUCCAGCCCAGUGACGCCCCCCUGUAGCACCCCUGUGUCCCCCCUCCAUCAUGCCUCACCAACGGCGGCCCCAACGCCCAAACCAGACAGGACCUACGCUCACGUACCGCCCUCACAGCCGCUCCCUGACAAUGCCUACUCUAUGGACCACAGAUUUCGUCGUCAGCUCUCAGAGCCAUGCCACUCAUUCCCCUCCCCACCGACGAUGGCUCGGGACAGCCGCCCCAUCUACCACAGGCAGAUGUCAGAGCCCAACAUCCCCUUCCCUCCUCAGGGAUUCAAGCAGGAGUACCCCGACCCCCUCUUUGAACACCCGGCCAUGAUGGGGGCGCCGCUACCCCACACAUACCCCACCACCAUGAUGAUCAAGCAGGAGCCCAGAGACUUCACCUAUGACUCAGCAGAAGUGCCUAGCUGCCAUUCUGUCUACUUACGGCAAGACGGCUAUCUGGCUCACACUAACAGGACUGAAGGUUGUAUGUUUGACAAAGUGGUGAGGCAUUUCUACGAUGAUACCUGCGUGGUGCCUGAAAAGGCCGAAGGUGACAUUAAGCAGGAGUCAGGUAUGUACCGCGAGGGCCCGUCGUACCAGCGCAGAGGCUCGCUGCAGCUCUGGCAGUUCCUGGUGGCUCUGCUCGACGACCCGUCCAACUCCCACUUCAUCGCCUGGACCGGCCGCGGCAUGGAGUUCAAACUCAUCGAGCCGGAGGAGGUGGCACGUCGGUGGGGGAUACAGAAGAAUCGACCGGCGAUGAAUUACGACAAACUCAGCCGAUCGCUGCGCUACUACUACGAGAAGGGAAUCAUGCAGAAGGUGGCCGGCGAGAGAUACGUGUACAAGUUCGUGUGCGACCCUGAGGCCUUGUUCUCCAUGGCGUUCCCCGACAAUCAGCGGCCUGUGCUGAAGACUGACAUGGAGCGGCAGAUCAACGAGGAGGACACGGUGCCGCUGUCGCACUUUGACGAAAACAUGGCCUACGUACAGGAGGGGCCCUACUGCCAGCCGCACCCCUACAGCGAGGGCUACGUUUAUUAAUGUCAGCCCCAAACACACACACACACACACACACACACACACAAACAAACAGACACACACACAGACACACACACACACACACACCUCCACUCCACCGGUCUCCUCCUCCGUACACCAGAGACUGUCGUGUCCUCUAAUUCACAGUCGCUCCAGGAAUAAGACUGAACACACACAUUCAGCGGAGCCCCCCCCACCCCCCACCCCCCCUCUUUUUUUUUUGCUCUUGUCUUUCUGACGUCCGCAGCAGGAUGGAGAGUGCACUUUAUGGACACGAAACGGCUCGGGGAUAACCUGCCAGGGGCCAGCUAUCUAUGUGGUUCUUUAUGUUUGUACAUUAAUGUGGAAAUUAUUCUGAUUGUUUUUUAUUAUUUUUAUUAUUAUUAUUAUGAUUUUUGAGCAUGUGACUGCCUAUUGAGACGGGACUCAAUGGCUAAUUCAUGGUCACCCAACAACAAAAUCUUCAACUUUGAUUUUCAUGCAAAGGAAACGGUCUCGUCCACACGUGUGCAGCAAAUCCAAGGAUGAUCACUUUUGCUCGACCGUCCUUUAGUCUGCCUCAAACCCCCAUCCUGUACUUUUAUGCUCAUUUAAGUGAAUCCUGGCGACGCAUUGUAACGAUACUUUUUUGGUGAAGUGAUACGAUAAUAAGAAAAAGUAAUAAAAGAGACAUUUAGCCACCAUCAGUGAGAACUUCCUCGCCACCUGUUUGAACACAGCAGCAUCUUUGCCCCUCAUCCAAUCAAACUGUAGAUCUCAUGUCGGUGUUCUUAAUGUAAGGACCCAAACACCACUGGAUAAACGACUGAAAACCUCGUGGGAUAGUGAUGAUGAGACAAACGCAUUCAAAGACGCACUUGAAUUGUACUGAACUGUGUGGAUGAAAGUAUGAUUUCUGCACCACAUGUGAACAGCCUGUGUUUAGGAUAAUCAAUAAACCCGGAGGCCGCUGUAAAAUAACACAUUAACAGUUUCCUUUGUAUUCUGAAAUACGUCAAAGCCACUCAUUUUAGUCAUUCAGGUGUUGAGUUUUUUUAAAAGAAUAACUGGUAAAAGUGUAUGUACAGUUUAAGUGGAAACAGCAAUCACAACAUUCAAGAUAAGGUUUGCAUCCCUGGUCACUGGUAUAGACAAUAACAGACUAAAAAAGAAAAAAAUAAUUCCCAGAAUUUUUUUAUUAUUUUUUGUUCCAGGUGAACAUGAGGUGUAUAUUAUGAUUAAAAAUGUUGCAAAGCCAUUGAUAGGUUUGGUUUUUGGUUAAAGAAAAAAUGUAUAAGAAAUAUCUAGAGCUUUAUAAUGUGAUGACAAACAUUCAUGUUAUAAGAAGAAAAAAAAGUGUUCCAUUAUAUAAUCGGGUAAAUCCACAUUUUGUUGCUGCUUCAAAUUGUACAUGUAUUUUCUAGUCUCAAGAUAAAAAAGAAAGAAAAGAAGUGCAGCACAUGUGGCUUGCUGUUCUAAAGUUCUUAUUUUCAUUUUGUUUUUCUAUUUUAUUUGUUUGUGUUCAAUUUGAACAUUCGAAAAUAAUCUAGUCUGUAUGAGUUGUGUUCUCGAGGCCACGUGUCUGGGUUGGGAUCGGCAAUAGCAGAAAUUCUGUAAUAAAAUAUACCUGAAAAACA